Molecule: messenger RNA, 2194 nt
Organism: Gymnogyps californianus (California condor)
Lineage: Eukaryota; Metazoa; Chordata; Aves; Accipitriformes; Cathartidae
Exons: 2
Coding region: 127-1446 (439 amino acids)
Source: RefSeq, a predicted model, not a curated record
UGGGAGCAUAAGACAGAAUUGGAGCACUGGAAAGCAUGAAGUGCUACACAAAAAGGCUUGAAACUAGAAAGUGAAUAGAAGACUGAGUGUAAAGGUCUGUUAAGUUCCAAACUGUGAAAUUCAGCAAUGAUACACUGUGGAAAAAAAAAUAUUUGUGCUGUUGUUGCAUGUAUUCUUAUUUUUGCAAGCAUUUUAAUCUGCUCCUGGAAAGAUCCUCAGCUACAGAAUAACAUAACUAGAAAAAUCUUCUCCCAGGCAUCAACUUCCAGUCCAGCAGGUCAGCUUUGUAGGGGAAAACCUGCUCAAAAUGUAAUAACACCAUUAAAAGAUAACAGAACUUUUAUUAUAUCGCCGUACUUUGAUGACAGAGAAAGCAAAGUCACUCGUGUGAUUGCGAUUGUUCACCAUGAAGAUGUAAAACAACUAUACUGCUGGUUCUGCUGUCAGCCCGAUGGAAAGAUACAUGUAUCAGAAGCAAAAAUUGAUGUUCACUCAGAUAGAUUUGGAUUCCCUUACGGUGCAGCAGAUAUAGUUUGUUUGGAACCUGAAAACUGCGAUCCAACACAUGUAUCAAUUCAUCAGUCCCCACAUGGAAAUAUUGACCAGCUGCCAAAGUUUGAAAUUAAAAACCGCAAGGCUGAGGCCUUUUCUGUUGACUUCACUGUAUGCAUCUCUGCCAUGUUUGGAAAUUACAACAAUGUCUUGCAGUUUAUACAGAGUAUGGAAAUGUACAAGAUUCUUGGGGUACAGAAAGUGGUGAUCUAUAAGAACAACUGCAGCCAUCUGAUGGAGAAAGUCUUGAAGUUUUAUAUGGAAGAAGGAACUGUAGAGGUAAUUCCCUGGCCCAUAAACUCACACCUCAAGGUUUCUUCUAAAUGGCACUUUUCUAUGGAUGCAAAAGACAUUGGCUACUAUGGACAAAUCACCGCUCUAAAUGACUGUAUAUACCGUAACAUGCAGAGGAGCAAGUUUGUGGUUCUUAAUGAUGCUGAUGAAAUAAUUCUUCCCCUUAAGCACCCAGACUGGAAAACAAUGAUGAGCAGCCUUCAGGAGCAAAAUCCAGGGACUGGCAUUUUCCUCUUUGAGAACCAUAUCUUCCCAGAAACCGUAUCUACUCACGUGUUCAACAUUUCGUCCUGGAAUACUGUGCCGGGUGUUAACAUAUUACAGCAUGUUCACAGAGAGCCUGACAGGAAAGAGGUUUUCAAUCCCAGGAAAAUGAUAAUUGAUCCACGAAAGGUGAUCCAGACUUCAGUCCACUCUGUCCUACGUGCUUAUGGGAACAGUGUGAAUGUUCCCAUGGACGUUGCCCUCAUUUAUCACUGUCGGGUGCCCCUUCAAGGAAACCUUCCCCGAGAAUCCCUCAUCAGGGAUACAACACUGUGGAGAUAUAACUUAUCAUUGAUCAUGAAUGUUAACAAGGUGCUGUAUCAAACCGUACUGUAAGCUCAAAAGUGAAAUGCCGAUGAUAAGGAGGGAAAGCGGAGAGCUACCCGUGUCGUGGGGAGGCAGAGGAUAUCAUUUAAAGAUCACAUUCAAAUCACUUCCACAUGAAGUUUGCAUCUUACACAGAUUUAGGAGAACAGCCCUUUUACGUACUGUACAAAGGUAAAUGCAUUUGAUUUGUGAACUGAGACAUGGUAUCCAGGGAAGAGAUUUUCAAAACUGAAAAAAUUAUUUGAUCCAAGAAGGGUGGUUGAGGCCUCAGUCCACUGUUUUCUAGAGAUGUUUGCACAUGGUUGGGAAGAGCCUGAUGACGUUGUUAUACGCCUUUGCAGGAAAUUGGUGUGACAUACCCCUUAUCGCGGAUACAUCCCUUUGGAGAUAUAUUAUACAUCUUUGGCUCUGAAAGUUAACUGUGUGUGGGUAUGCUACAAUUUUAAGUGCAGUAAUGAAAUUUAAAGGUGUUGCAAUAGGCAUUUAAUGCCAUGUUCUCCCUGAAAAUAAAUGCACUGUAUAUUUAAGAUCAUCUGUUACUCACAGGGACAAAGGUCUGCAAUUAAUGGCCCUCACCACUAGAAAAAAUCCCACCAUAGAACUCGUACGAAUGCCAACAUUGUAUUUUGUUUAGGAAUGAUUCAACUAGCAGUUGCUGUCUCCAAAAAGUAGAAGUACUGGUGUAACGACUGGAUUUUAUCAUCAUGUAAUGAUCAAAUUUCCCUUUACUUUUUAAAAAUUGAUUUGCAUUUUGAAA